Moesziomyces aphidis is the source of this 339-nucleotide messenger RNA. Lineage: Eukaryota; Fungi; Basidiomycota; Ustilaginomycetes; Ustilaginales; Ustilaginaceae. The record is from the annotation of a GenBank genome assembly.
AUGCUAGGUGGUCAAGUUGGCAACAUUCCCGCUGGCGACUAUGCUUGCUUCCGUCUCAACGGCGAUAUCCGUACGCGCUUGCAGACCGCCAACGACUCGACCAAGGGCUUUGUAAACAAUGCUGGAAGCAUGUUUGUGGUGGUGUUGAACCGCGCCACGCAGGUGGUCGAGUUGCACACGGAUAAGACGGGCGUGUGGGUCUCCCAUCCCGAUGGCAGUCUCCGAGACAUCCAACUGUCUCUACGUCAGCUCGCGGCAGCCUCGGCAGGUGACGAGAAUGGGCAGAGCGACCACCAGUACGCCUGCAACGGCCAUGGGCCCAUCGCGCUCGCCGAUUGA